Molecule: messenger RNA, 5777 nt
Organism: Sinocyclocheilus anshuiensis
Lineage: Eukaryota; Metazoa; Chordata; Actinopteri; Cypriniformes; Cyprinidae
Product: myosin-9-like
Exons: 39
Coding region: 200-5563 (1787 amino acids)
Biological process (GO): actin filament organization
Cellular component (GO): cytoplasm; actin cytoskeleton; myosin complex
Molecular function (GO): ATP binding; microfilament motor activity; actin filament binding
Source: RefSeq, a predicted model, not a curated record
AUUUAAGAGUCAGAGGGAGUUCGCUGAGAGAAGUGGGAGGAAACUAGAGUGCACAACGCCGGUGAGCAAACCGGAAAGUGUCUCAAACUCCAGAGAUUUUCGGAUAAUUUUGUCGCAUCCGUGUCAUUCUCCGUAAAAACAGGUGAUUUGGGGAAAGCAGGUCUUCUCAAUAAAAGGCGCCUGAGAGAAAACAGCCAAAAUGUCAGACGCAGAGAAGUUCCUCUAUGCCGACCGCAAUACUAUCAAUGACCCUUUGGCCCAGGCGGACUGGGCCUCUAAGAAGCUGGUGUGGGUUCCCUCAGAGAAGCUUGGCUUUGAGGCUGGCUCCGUCAAAGAGGAGACUGGAGAUGAGUGUCUUGUGGAGCUGGUCGACUCUGGCAAGAAGAUCAGGGUGAACAAAGAUGACAUCCAGAAGAUGAACCCACCCAAGUUCAGCAAGGUGGAGGAUAUGGCGGAGCUCACCUGCCUGAAUGAAGCCUCUGUUCUGCACAACCUGAGGGAGAGGUACUACUCGGGGCUCAUCUAUACAUACUCUGGGCUCUUCUGUGUGGUAAUAAACCCAUAUAAGCAUCUGCCUAUCUACACGGAAGAGAUCGUCGAGAUGUACAAGGGCAAAAAGAGGCAUGAGAUGCCCCCUCAUAUCUAUGCCAUCACAGACACGGCCUACAGGAGCAUGAUGCAGGAUCGUGAGGAUCAGUCCAUAUUGUGCACGGGUGAAUCUGGUGCUGGAAAAACAGAAAACACCAAAAAAGUCAUUCAGUACCUUGCAUUUGUAGCGUCCUCCUUCAAAACAAAGAAAGAUCAAAGCAGUGUCAACCUGUCACAUGGGGAGUUGGAGAAACAGUUGCUCCAGGCUAACCCAAUUCUGGAGGCCUUUGGCAAUGCCAAGACUGUGAAAAACGACAAUUCUUCUCGAUUUGGAAAGUUUAUCAGGAUAAACUUUGAUGUCAACGGUUACAUCGUUGGAGCCAAUAUUGAGACCUAUCUGUUGGAGAAGUCUCGUGCAAUCAGACAGGCCAAAGAUGAACGGACCUUCCAUGUUUUUUAUUACUUGUUGUCGGGAGCAGGAGACAAAUUGCGUGCUGAGCUGUGCCUAGAGGACUACAAUAAGUACCGAUUCCUGUCAAAUGGGAAUGUUACAAUCCCUGGACAACAGGAUAAAGAAUUGUUUGCUGAAACCAUAGAUUCCUUCAGGAUUAUGGGCAUCCCUGAGGAGGAGCAGACAGGUCUUUUGAAGGUAGUAUCUGCUGUACUGCAGUUGGGAAACAUGAGUUUUAAAAAGGAACGCAACUCUGACCAAGCCUCCAUGCCCGAUGACACAGCUGCCCAGAAGGUGAGUCACCUCUUGGGCAUGAAUGUGACCGAUUUCACACGUGCUAUUCUCACGCCAUGCAUCAAAGUGGGUCGUGAUUACGUUCAGAAGGCUCAGACUCAAGAGCAGGCUGAGUUUGCAGUGGAGGCUUUGGCCAAAGCCACUUAUGAGAGACUAUUUCGCUGGUUGGUUAUGCGCAUCAACAAAGCUUUAGACAAGACCAAGCGCCAGGGAGCUUCUUUCAUCGGAAUACUGGAUAUCGCUGGAUUUGAGAUCUUUGAGCUGAACUCAUUUGAGCAGCUCUGCAUCAACUACACCAACGAGAAGCUUCAGCAGCUGUUCAACCACACCAUGUUCAUCCUGGAGCAGGAGGAGUACCAGCGUGAAGGCAUAGAAUGGAGCUUCAUUGACUUCGGCCUUGACCUGCAGCCCUGCAUUGAACUCAUUGAGAAGACUGCUGGUCCUCCAGGAAUUCUGGCUCUGUUGGAUGAGGAGUGCUGGUUCCCGAAAGCCACAGACAAAUCCUUUGUGGAGAAAGUUGUUCAGGAAUUGAGCAGCAACUCAAAAUUCCAGAAACCCAAGAAGCUCAAAGAUGAUGCUGACUUCUGUAUCAUUCACUACGCUGGCAAAGUCGAUUACAAGGCAAAUGAAUGGCUAAUGAAAAACAUGGACCCUCUGAAUGACAAUGUGGCUACUCUACUCAACCAAUCAUCGGACAAGUUUGUGUCUGAGCUCUGGAAGGAUGUGGACAGAAUUGUGGGAUUGGACAAAGUGGCCGGAAUGGCUGAAUCCUUGCAUGGAGCCGUCAAGACUCGUAAAGGAAUGUUCCGGACCGUAGGACAACUGUACAAGGAGCAGCUGACAAAUCUGAUGACCACUCUCAGAAACACCAACCCUAACUUUGUCAGAUGCAUCAUCCCCAAUCAUGAGAAGAAGGCUGGUAAAUUGGCACACCAUCUGGUUCUAGAUCAACUAAGGUGUAAUGGAGUUCUAGAAGGAAUUCGGAUCUGUAGACAAGGGUUUCCAAACCGCAUUGUCUUCCAGGAGUUCAGACAAAGAUAUGAGAUCCUCACUCCAAAUGCCAUCCCCAAGGGCUUUAUGGAUGGAAAGCAGGCCUGUGUCCGCAUGAUCAAAGCCCUGGAGCUGGAUUCUAACUUGUACCGUAUAGGUCAGAGUAAAGUGUUCUUCAGGGCUGGAGUUCUUGCCCACCUGGAAGAGGAGAGAGAUCUGAAGAUCACUGAUGUCAUUAUCACUUUCCAAGCCUGGUGUAGAGGCUAUGUUGCUAGGAGGGAUCUGAAGAAGAUUGAGGAGGAAAUUAUGGUUCUUGAUGACCAAAACACCAAACUUAACAAGGAGAAAAAGCAGCUGGAGGAGAGAAUGUCUGAGUUCACCACUAACCUGGCUGAAGAGGAAGAGAAAUCCAAGAGUUUGCAGAAACUCAAGAACAAACAUGAAGCCAUGAUUACCGACCUGGAGGAUCGUUUAAGGAAGGAAGAGAAGCAGAGGCAAGAGUUGGAGAAGAGUAGACGGAAGUUGGAGGGUGACUCUACAGAGCUGCAUGAUCAGAUUGCAGAGCUGCAGGCUCAGAUCGCAGAGCUCCGUGCUCAACUGGCCAAGAAAGAGGAAGAGCUCCAGGCUGCACUAGCAAGGAUUGAGGAGGAAGCUGCACUUAAGAAUGCUGCCCAGAAGAACAUUCGUGAGUUGGAGGCCCAGAUCUCAGAGCUGCAGGAAGAUCUGGAGCUGGAGAAAGCUGCUCGUGCUAAAGCUGAGAAACACCGCAGGGACCUGGGAGAAGAACUGGAGGCUCUAAAGACAGAACUUGAGGACACACUGGACUCUACUGCAGCUCAGCAGGAACUCAGGGCAAAGAGAGAGACUGACGUGGCUCAGCUGAAGAAGACUCUGGAAGAUGAGGCUCGUUCACAUGAACAGAUGCUAGUUGAAGUGCGACAGAAACACAACCAGGCCUUUGAGGAGCUCAAUGAACAGCUUGAGCAGGCCAAAAGGAGUAAAGCAUCUGUGGACAAAGCUAAACAGGCUCUGGAGAGUGAACGCAAUGAACUUCAGAUCGAACUUCAGUCAUUGUCACAAGGCAAAAAUGAAUCCGAGCACCGCAGAAAGAAAGCAGAAUCGCAGCUUCAGGAGCUACAGGUCAAACAUGGAGAGAGUGAGCGACAGAAACAGGAACUGGCGGAUAAAGUGUCAAAAAUGCAGGUGGAGCUCGAAUCUAUACAGGGCACCCUGAGCAAGGUGGAGAGCAAAUCCAUCAAAGCUGCAAAAGAUUGUUCUACUGUUGAAUCUCAACUUAAAGACACACAGGCGUUAUUGGAGGAGGAGACCAGGCAGAAGCUUGAGCUCUCCACUCGUAUUCGGCAACUGGAGGAUGAGCAGAACAACCUGAAAGAGAUGCUGGAGGAGGAAGAGGAGAGCAAGAAAAAUGUUGAAAAGCAGCUGCACACGGCUCAAGCUCAGUUCGCAGACAUGAAGAAAAAGGUUGAGCAAGAGGCCCAGAGCCUGGAAAGCAUGGAGGACGGGAAAAAGAAAUUGCAGAGGGAGGUGGAAAGCAUCAUGCAGCAGUUGGAGGAGAGGAAUGCUGGCUACGAUAAACUGGAGAAGACCAAGACACGUCUGCAGCGGGAGCUAGAUGAUGUCCUGGUAGACCAGUCUCACCUGCGGCAAACCGUUCAGGAGCUGGAACGUAAACAGAAGAAGUUUGACCAGAUCCUGGCAGAGGAGAAGAACAUCUCUCAGAAGUAUGCAGAGGAGAGGGAUCGUGCUGAGGCAGAGGCCCGUGAGAAAGAGACCAGAGCCCUGACUCUGACUCGAGAGUUGGAGGCCAUUACUGACUUGAAGGACGAACUGGAGAGGGUCAACAAGCAGCUCAAAACUGAGAUGGAGGACCUGAUGUCAUCCAAAGAUGAUGCUGGCAAGAGUGUGCAUGAACUUGAGCGGGCCAAGCGAGGAAUGGAACAGCAGUUAGUGGAAAUGAAGACGCAGCUGGAAGAGCUGGAGGAUGAACUGCAGCUCACAGAAGAUGCCAAACUGCGCCUGGAGGUCAACAUGCAGGCCAUUAAGGCCCAGUUUGAGAGAGACCUGCAGAGCAGAGAUGAGCAGGGUGAGGAGAAACGGAAGCAGCUAGUCAAACAGGUGCGUGAGAUUGAGAUGGAGCUUGAGGAUGAGAGGAAACAACGGGCUCAGGCCGUAUCUGUGCGCAAGAAGCUUGAGCUGGAUCUGUCGGAGUUGGCUGCUCAGAUCGACAAUGCCAACAAGGCUCGAGAUGAGGCCCUCAGACAGCUCAAGAAACUACAGGCCCAGAUGAAAGAUCAGAUGAGAGAGUUUGAGGAUCUACGCCUAUCCAGAGACGAGGCUCUUAACCAGGCCAAAGAAAACGAGCGCAAGAUCAAGAGCAUGGAGGCUGAGAUCAUGCAGCUGCAUGAGGAUCUGGCUGCUGCUGAUCGAGCAAAGAGACAAAUUCAACAAGAACGAGAUGAGCUGCAGGAUGAGAUCAAUAGCCAGAAUGCCAAGAACUCGCUGAGCAGCGACGAGAAGAGGAGACUGGAGGCACGUAUUGCUCAGCUUGAGGAGGAACUUGAGGAAGAACAUCUCAAUGUGGAACUGGUCAAUGAUCGACUGAAGAAAGCUACACUGCAGGCUGAGCAGGUUACAGUGGAGGUGACUGCAGAGCGGGGUAACAGUCAGCGUCUAGAGGGUUUGCGCGCUCAGCUGGACCGCCAGAACAAGGACCUAAAGCAGAAGCUUCAGGAUUUGGAGGCAACUGUGAAGAGCAAGUACAAGUCCACCAUCACUGCCUUGGAAGCCAAGAUCCCACAGCUCGAAGAGCAGUUGGAUGUUGAGAUGAAGGAGAGGCAGCAGUCCACAAAACAGGUGCGGCGUAUGGAGAAGAAGCUCAAAGAGAUCUUACUGCAGGUUGAUGAUGAGAGACGCAAUGCUGAGCAAUACAAAAAUGAGACUGAGAAGCUGAACACUCGUAUGAAGCAGUUGAAGAGACAGCUAGAAGAGACUGAGGAGGAAGCGGCUCGAGCUAACUCCUCCCGCAGGAAGCUGCAGAGAGAGCUGGAAGAUGCCACAGAAUCUGCUAGUCUUAUGAACCGAGAGGUCAGCACCCUAAAGAACAAACUCCGGCGUGGAGAUUUCACUGUAAAUGUACGUCGUACAGCUGGACGCUCGGGUGUGGAUAGUGAUGAGGAGAACGAUCUGAAGAGUGAGGGGUCAGAGCCAACUCCGGAGUAAAUUUCAGCAUAUCAAAGCUGAGCCUAUGGGUGUUACAGAUGAGGAUCUAUUAUUUGCCACCAAGUUUGUCUGGUUUAAAUGAAAUUUGUAUGCUUUGAGGGCAACUGUAUCCUUAAUGGGGUUUUCGCUGCAAUUUUCAGUGUUUUAAAGCAGAUUUUGAGCCAAACAAUUAUUCGAGUCACGAGCAUAACUUUGCGUCAAAGAUAAAAAAAAA